Molecule: messenger RNA, 3225 nt
Organism: Fusarium subglutinans
Lineage: Eukaryota; Fungi; Ascomycota; Sordariomycetes; Hypocreales; Nectriaceae
Exons: 5
Coding region: 1-3225 (1074 amino acids)
Molecular function (GO): protein binding
Source: RefSeq, a predicted model, not a curated record
AUGGCAGAGGCUGCUGGCACCGCCCUCGGGAUAAUAUCCUUUGGCCUUCAGCUGUACACCGGAUUAUCAGAGUACCUCGAUGCCGUCAAGGGGAGAGAAGAGGAUCUUCUGGGGGCCAAAAAUAACGCAAAGACCCUGCAAUGCUCCUUGAAAGCAAUCGAAGAUACAAUGAGUCAAGUUAACGGCAAUGCAAUGGCCCAAGACGCUGUAGAGGAGUGUAAGAGCUCAUGUGAAUCUGAGCUCAAGGCCUUGUAUAAACUUCUUAACGACUUGCAGGGAAAGCCUAUUGAUCCUGCAGACCCUAUUACUAAAGUAAAGAGUUCAAUGCAAAAAUGGAGCUACCCCUUCAAGAAGAAGAACAUCGCCAGGCUUGAGGAACGAUUAAAGUCGGCAAACAAUGUCCUCAAAACUGCCUUAUCGGCUUUACAACUGGCCAUUUUGAACGAUCAGAGCACAGCUAUCCUUUCUUUACAGCAGACAAUGGCGACCAUUCUAGCCCAAACUGAAAGCAUAUCCAGAACGGCUCAAUUUCCUUACACAAAGGCAGACGAGAUCCUUGACCAUCUGCGCAAUGCUGAAACUAUACAAACGCAAGUUGCUCAGCUUGUGUCAUACCCAAAAGACCUGCAAAUACUUUGCGACGCUGUUUCAAAAGUGUCACUGCGCUCAGAGCCGCAAUCUACGCCGCCCAACCCACAUACAAUAAGAUCUAUCACGAGACAGAGAGGGAGAACACAGGAGUUGUGUAAUUGUGCCAAGCGUCAGCAUAUCCAACGCAGCACAGCCCGCUUAGGCUUGGUAUUCUUUGAGACCGAGUCUAAGAGGAUAACUCACCACGCGCCCGAAUGCCCCUUAUCACAGGUUGUCACAUCAACCGAGCAGAAGCGUAACGCGGUUGGUAUUUCUAUUCCCAACAUCUUGAACAUCUUGAAGAGCGCUGUCGGUGUUUCAAUCUCUCUCACAACUGGUGCAGGUGGCUUUAGUCUGGCCCAAAACAUCACGUGGAGUCCAACAGUGGACGAAAGUCUUUCGCCAGCCUUCAAGCUCAUCCGGGCUCUUUGUGACCUAAAGACAUGGAGAGAGCCAAGCUUGGGUAAGAAGGAAUAUGAGAUGAUUGCCACGUCAUGUGUGCGGCGACUCCAUUUAUGUUAUGCCAAGCGCCAAGCGUCUCCAGUUGACAUGAACAGCAACGGCGAAUCAGUGCUUGACGUCCUAGCAUCAGGGAUGCAAAGCGAUCUAAGCCUGGGGAACGAAGCCGCAGAUGAUGUAGCAUUUGUCUUUCGGUCCCUCGCUACUAUUGAGGUGCCUAUCACCUAUGACCGAGACGGAAAUUUACGCUUUCUACCUCAUGUACUAGAGAGCACAUGGUUACUUAACACCAACACUCUCCCUGAAACCAUGUCAGCACUUUUGUCCCGGUGCGGCGAGUCGACGAGACAUGACUAUGCAAGCGUCUUCGGUUUUGACAAUUACCCAAAAAGACGUAGCAUCCUCAAAGAGUUUCCUCAGGUUGCUCAGAGUCUCGGGUUCAACCCACUGAGCAUCGCAGUUCUCAGAGAGGAUGAAGAUGAUGUUAGAUUCCUGAUCAAAAAAUAUCCAUCGUUCAGAAUGGAAGUCAACUACUGUGGACAGUCACCUGUUCACGUAGCUGUCUUGGUCGGAAAUCUAGACAUACUCUCGCUCGUCAUCAAGGAUCUCAACCUUGAAGCUAUUAACACCAGGGACAGUAUGCAAAGAUACCCGAUCGAUUAUGCGGUUUCCCAUCUUCUUGGGAAACCAAAGGCAAAUGACCAGAAGUCAUGUGUCAGUUGCACGAUGGUGGAGCUACUGCUUGAUUCAAAGGCAGUUCUAUAUGAGUCAUCUCUGGAAAAGGGUCUAUGGAACGCAUGUACCCGCACCAAAACAGCCAUUCUUCAGCAUUUGGCACAGAGGAGGAAGGAAUUGGAACAACUAGCAGUUUCUAACCUUCCUGCUACUGAGGUACAAGACCUUGGCCUAUGUAGAGGUUGGAUCUUGGACCGAAAUACUUUCAAGGUGCAAUGCUGCCUCAAAGCUCAAUCCUGCAGUGUACCAAGUUACCUUAAGGCGCGCUGUGAUAAACAACCGGCGGUGUCGCAGGAGACGCCAAAGUCUGUGUAUACUUAUAUACUUGACAGAGAGACUGCUGAGUAUGCCUUUUCGUUAGGCUUUGACCGGGAGACUGCUUUUAUCGACACUUUUCGCCGCAUAACAAGGGAUGUUAUCAAAAGAGGCUCACGUGGUUGGCCCUCUCCCUGGUACAUCGACUGGAUACUCGAUGGUGGCGGGGACCUUGCAUCAACUGUGCCACUGGAUUUCGUGCCUGGGGUUGUUAAUCUAGCAACAUGGGCUCAUUAUCUCAUGUCAGCUUUAGGAUACAAGGCAAGAUAUUACCCUUACAGGCUUUACGACAAUGUUUUGCCGCAGUCAGUUACAAAAGUCACCUUUUCCGAGGUCCUAGGCGAUGAUUGUCAAUGCCACUGCUCCGUACAGGGCUGCACACCACUCAUUAAGUUUCUGGAGGGCCUUGGGUGUCGCCGUCGCUUCCCUCGAACCUGGUUUACUCUAACAGAAGCUAUCAGAUCCUUUGUGGCAAGCAUCCAAGCUCUGAUUGCCGGAGAACAUACUGAACAAAGCUGGAUGCCUCGUGCGGUCCUACGCUACGCGACAUUCUCUGCAUUAGGGCUCCGUCAUACUUGUUGUAAACAUGCACAUGGCGGCUUAUGCUCCAGUAUGGAUUCAGAUGAGAUCGAUGAGAUACAUGAGGAGGAUUCUGCUACGCUACAACAGUUGGAAGACCUUGUUGCACACUUCGGGAAUGGCUAUGGAAGCAUGACCACGCUGGAUGUGUUUUUAAAGGACGUUUGGCUUCUAAAGAUGAAAGAGGUGUAUGAAGAGAUGGCUUCCUAUCAAAUUACUGAAGAGGAGCUCAAGAAGGCAGAAGAUUGCGGUGUGAAGCUGGCCGUUACCGAUAGCAAACCUAUCCUCGGGUGUGAACCUCCUGAACCAUCUAAAGGUUCGUAUUUCAGCAUAAAGGUGGAUGUUGAUGAGCCAGAAGGUUUUCCUGAUAUUGUACCAAUUGGCUUGGGAGGGUGGAUGGAACGAUUAGACGAGAUCGCGAUAGAUCCAGACCGGUCUGUACUCGUCACUCCUGCGUCCUCGAGCACUAUUGCUGUGGCCCAGACCGGUGCCUCGUACGUUGCAUAG